AUGGACUUCUUUCAUGAAUAUGGUGUGGCCUAUGAAAGUGGUGUAUACUGUGUGAAUUUCCUCUUUGAAUACGGUGUGAAUUUCAUCUUUGAAAAUGGUAUGAACUUGGAAUACGGUGUGAACUUCUCCUUGUAUGAAUACGGUGUGAACUUCUCCUUGUAUGAAUACGGUGUGAACUUCUCCUAUGAAUACGGUGUGAACUUCUUCUAUGAAUACGGUGUGAACUUCUUCUAUGAAUACGGUGUGAACUUCUUCUAUGAAUACGGUGUGAACUUCUCCUACGAAUACGGUGUGAACUUCUCCUAUGAAUACGGUGUGAACUUCUCCUUGUAUGAAUACGGUGUGAACUUCUCCUAUGAAUACGGUGUGAAUUUCUCCUUGUAUGAAUACGGUGUGAACUUCUCCUUGUAUGAAUACGGUGUGAACUUCUCCUUGUAUGAAUACGGUGUGAACUUCUCCUUGUAUGAAUACGGUGUGAACUUCUCCUUGUAUGAAUACGGUGUGAACUUCUCCUUGUAUGAAUACGGUGUGAACUUCUUCUAUGAAUACGGUGUGAACUUCUUCUAUGAAUACGGUGUGAACUUCUUCUAUGAAUACGGUGUGAACUUCUCCUACGAAUACGGUGUGAACUUCUCCUAUGAAUACGGUGUGAACUUCUCCUUGUAUGAAUACGGUGUGAACUUCUCCUAUGAAUACGGUGUGAACUUCUCCUAUGAAUACGGUGUGAACUUCUCCUUGUAUGAAUACGGUGUGAACUUCUCCUAUGAAUACGGUGUGAACUUCUUCUAUGAAUACGGUGUGAACUUCUUCUAUGAAUACGGUGUGAACUUCUUCUAUGAAUACGGUGUGAACUUCUCCUACGAAUACGGUGUGAACUUCUCCUAUGAAUACGGUGUGAACUUCUCCUUGUAUGAAUACGGUGUGAACUUCUCCUAUGAAUACGGUGUGAACUUCUCCUAUGAAUACGGUGUGAACUUCUUCUAUGAAUACGGUGUGAACUUCUCCUACGAAUACGGUGUGAACUUCUCCUACGAAUACGGUGUGAACUUCUUCUAUGAAUACGGUGUGAACUUCUCCUUGUAUGAAUACGGUGUGAACUUCUCCUUGUAUGAAUACGGUGUGAACUUCUCCUACGAAUACGGUGUGAACUUCUCCUAUGAAUACGGUGUGAAUUUCUCCUUGUAUGAAUACGGUGUGAACUUCUCCUUGUAUGAAUACGGUGUGAACUUCUCCUUGUAUGAAUACGGUGUGAACUUCUCCUUGUAUGAAUACGGUGUGAACUUCUCCUUGUAUGAAUACGGUGUGAACUUCUCCUUGUAUGAAUACGGUGUGAACUUCUCCUUGUAUGAAUAUGGUGUGAACUUCUCCUUGUAUGAAUACGGUGUGAACUUCUCCUUGUAUGAAUACGGUGUGAACUUCUCCUUGUAUGAAUACGGUGUGAACUCCUUCUAUGAAUACGGUGUGAACUUCUUCUAUGAAUACGGUGUGAACUUCUCCUUGUAUGAAUACGGUGUGAACUUCUCCUUGUAUGAAUACGGUGUGAACUUCUCCUUGUAUGAAUACGGUGUGAACUUCUCCUUGUACGAAUACGGUGUGAACUUCUCCUAUGAAUACGGUGUGGACUUCUCCUUGUACGAAUACGGUGUGAACUUCUUCUAUGAAUACGGUGUGAACUUCUUCUAUGAAUACGGUGUGAACUUCUCCUACGAAUACGGUGUGAACUUCUCCUACGAAUACGGUGUGAACUUCUCCUAUGAAUACGGUGUGAACUUCUCCUUGUAUGAAUACGGUGUGAACUUCUCCUUGUAUGAAUACGGUGUGAACUUCUCCUUGUAUGAAUACGGUGUGAACUUCUCCUUGUAUGAAUACGGUGUGAACUUCUUCUAUGAAUACGAUGUGAACUUCUCCUAUGAAUACGGUGUGAACUUCUCCUAUGAAUACGGUGUGAACUUCUCCUAUGAAUAUGGUGUGAACUUCUUCUAUGAAUCAGCGGGAGGAGUCAUUCUUAGUGAUAUCAGCUUCUCUUGAACGGUGCGCCUCUAAGACAACAUUCUUAGCGUUUCUAGAUAGGUUAUGUCAGUGCUUAUCAUGAGGCUUGUAUGUUACAGAUAUGGUUGGAACCUCCCCUCUCUUCUUGGAACUUUUCUUGCUUGAAGUUCUCUUUCUGCAUCCACAGUGUUCUUAUAGAUGAUCCUCUCAGGUAAUACUUCCGCUGAAUAGUAGGUUGAGCUAGGUAAAGGAUACAUAGUCUUAUCACCAAGUGCAUUCGUAUCGUUCGCCUCUGGUGAAGCCGUCGGUGGUCGGUGAUUGAAGUGUAUUUGGUCAUGGUAAAGUCUGCUAUUGUUCCUCAACAACCGAUCACGGCAGAACCUGUUGGGAACUCUUCUGCGGUUGUGUCUUGGCUGUUAGGCCUAUAAAGAUAGCAGGUCCCUUACUCAACUAUUGUGGUCGCUGCACGUGGUGUAUGCUGGUAGUUUAUGUCGUGUAGGUGUAUUAUCAUCGUUGGUUACAAAGAUAUUCAUGGUCGUUUUCCACGUUCUCCUUAGAAGCCGUAUACUUCUUCCUUUGGCAUCAGGGCGGUUGGUUGGUCGAUUAAUAAGUGUAGUUUUCCUCAUGAUUCUCUCAUUCUCAGCGGUGCGUACUGCCUCUUAAAGCGUAUGUGACCCAUCAUGAGUAUCGAUCGAAGACGAAUUGGUGCUGGUGAGUUGGCAUUAACUUUACCCGUGGUCUUUUCUGGUUGCCAAAGUGAGUGAGUCCGGAAAGGUUAUCGAAGUAAGAUGGUCGGAGAAGUUCCAAGCAUGCCGAUCAUGAUUCCUUCCCGAAGUAUGGUGAUUACUGCGUGAACUGAUGAUAUGUGUUUUUGUAGUCCAUCAUUCCAUUUACUUGUUGCUGAUG
Perkinsus marinus ATCC 50983 is the source of this 2895-nucleotide messenger RNA. RefSeq lists its product as hypothetical. Bases 1 to 2028 code for a protein of 675 amino acids. Lineage: Eukaryota; Perkinsozoa; Perkinsida; Perkinsidae. The transcript has 2 exons. The record is from RefSeq and is a predicted model, not a curated record.